UCUUGGAGCUUUUAUCUCUAAAUUUAAACAAUCCUCCUUGUAACUCGGCCAUGUCUUGCGUUCAAUUCUAAAUUUCCACUAUCCGCCGCCUCGUUGAAUCGUCCACCAUCCCUGUCUCCGUCAUCAUUUGAACCCCCCUCCAAACAAAAAAAAAAAAUGGCUUCGAGAGCAGUCAUCUUGCGUCUGUUGAGACGUGAGGCACAAGUUGGCCCCUCACAGCUCUCUGGAGCUCCUCCAUCCGUGAUUGCUGCUUCAAGAUCUGUCUCAACAUCGACCAGGUUGCUCUCAACGUCUGCGCGACGCACCGGACUGCGUUUCUCCGCACCCGCACAGACUCGAGCGUUUUCGCAGUCGCUAUCCCGGAAACUCACUGAUGAGAAUGGCCAUUUUGAUCCCCGCCAGGUGGAGAGAGAAUCAGACGAUGUCGAUGUUUGUAUUGUUGGUGGUGGCCCCGCUGGUCUCGCCGCUGCUAUUCGAUUAAAACAACUCGCCAACGAAGCUGGAAACGAGGAGUUUCGUGUAGUUUUACUGGAGAAAGCUGGAGAAUUGGGCGCCCACAUCCUUUCCGGCAAUGUUCUGCAACCCACGGCGAUGAACGAGCUGCUCCCGGAUUGGCUCUCAGAGGACAACCCCUCGCGAUUCCAGUAUGUCACACCGGCAAAGGAAGAUAAAAUGCGGUUCCUGACGAAGAACUCGUCCUUCCCGAUCCCCGCCCCUCCGCAGAUGCACAACCAUGGCAAUUACAUCAUCAGCUUGAACCAGCUGACCAAAUGGAUGGGCGAGCGCGCGGAGGAGCUCGGAGUCGAGAUUUACCCGGGAUUUGCUGCUAGUGAACUGGUCUACAAGCCGGACGGAUCGGUGCUUGGUGUCGCAACUAACGACCUGGGCGUUGGCCGGGAUGGCAAGCCGAAGGAUAACUUUGAGCGGGGAAUGGAAUUCCAUGCUCGGGUCACCCUUCUUGCGGAGGGUUGCCACGGUAGCCUGACCAAGCAGGCCAUCAAGAAGUACGAACUCAGGCGAGACAGCCAACCCCAAACCUAUGGAAUUGGAUUAAAGGAAGUUUGGGAAAUUCCGCCCGAGAAAUUUAAACCUGGAGAGAUCGUGCACUCCAUGGGAUAUCCGCUCCCGAAGGAUACCUAUGGCGGAGCUUGGAUGUACCACUUUGGCGAAAAUAUGGUGAGUAUCGGCUUAGUCGUUGGUCUCGAUUACCCGAAUCCGUGGCUGUCUCCCUAUGGAGAGUUCCAGAAACUGAAGCACCACCCGCUGUUCAGUGAGGUCUUGGAGGGGGGGAAGUGUAUCUCGUAUGGGGCUCGCGCGCUGAACGAGGGUGGGUUCCAGUCCAUUCCCAAGUGUGCUUUCCCCGGCGGAGCCUUGAUCGGCGACAGCGCUGGAUUUUUGAAUGUCCCCAAGAUCAAGGGUACCCACACGGCCAUGAAGUCAGCAAUGCUGGCGGCGGAAUCGACCUUCGCAGCUCUGCAAAAUGACGAGGGUGGCUCGGUUUUCCUGUUCGACUACGAAGACUCUCUCCGGAAGUCGUCUAUCUGGAAGGAAUUGUAUGAGGUCCGCAACAUGCGACCUUCGUUCAGCACCCCCCUUGGUCUUUUCGGAGGCAUCGUCUAUUCCGGACUUGAGGCGUAUGUUUUCAAGGGUCGAGUCCCUUGGACCCUGAAACACCAUGGCACCGACGCGGCCGCCACCAAGGCCGCAUCUGAAUUUGAGAAGAUCGAGUACCCCAAGCCCGAUGGUAAGAUCAGCUUCGACAUCCUGACGAGCGUGAGCCGAACCGGUACCAAUCACGAGGAGGACCAGCCUGUGCAUUUGCAGGUGGCUGACUGGGACAAACACACGGAUAUCUCCUGGCCUAAGUACCAGGGGGUUGAGAAUCGAUUCUGCCCCGCUGGUGUGUAUGAGUAUGUCGAGGACGCGAGCAAGCCCCAUGGUGUUCGCUUCCAGAUCAAUUCUCAAAACUGUAUCCACUGUAAGACUUGUGACAUCAAAGUACCAACCCAGGAUAUCAACUGGCAGACUCCUCAGGGUGGAGAGGGACCGAAGUAUUUCAUGACAUAAGGACUAUUAAAAUCCACAGAGACACUGUAUAUAUACAUAUUAGAGCCUUUCUUUUUUCUGACCGUGGCGAAUCCAAUCCUCUAUAUUCUGAGAUACUCUGGAUAGGAUGCCCCGUGGGGACUUGGACGGAACCGUGGAAAUCCGUAGAUCGGGACCAACGCUUGCUCUAUACAACUCAGUAAAUAGAAUCCUGUAUCAUCGCAUCGAAUUCGACAUUUGGAUGAAGAUGAAGCGGGGCCACGUGGAUCCCUCCGUUCAAAGUGAGGCGACGCGGUUUUAAAACGAAAAUCGACUGGUUGGAAAAAGAGGCGACCUUU
Molecule: messenger RNA, 2384 nt
Organism: Aspergillus ochraceoroseus IBT 24754
Lineage: Eukaryota; Fungi; Ascomycota; Eurotiomycetes; Eurotiales; Aspergillaceae
Product: electron-transferring-flavoprotein dehydrogenase
Exons: 3
Coding region: 157-2067 (636 amino acids)
Biological process (GO): electron transport chain
Cellular component (GO): mitochondrial inner membrane
Molecular function (GO): electron-transferring-flavoprotein dehydrogenase activity; iron-sulfur cluster binding
Source: RefSeq, a predicted model, not a curated record